UUUUACAUUAAGGUAGAGUAGUUAAGAAUUAAAAAUCAAUUUAUAAAGUUUUUUUAGACCUUAUAGUUAAUAAAAUUUACCUUGGCAGUUGUUGAAACUGGAAUGACAUUUGGUAAUUUAGUUCUUUCUCAUAGAAAUGCUCGCACGAAGUUAAUUUACGUGUGCGUAAAUUCAUUUGAAUAUUUUUAAUUAUAUCUUAGUAAAAAAGUAUGAUACUUAAACGUAAAUUACAAACUAUAUUUUUAAUAUAUUUUUUUCAAUCAUAUUUUCAUGUAAAAAUUGUGCUCUCUAUUCAGACUACAAAUGCAAACGAAUUUUGCUAUUCAAAAAAUUACACGGAGCCACCAUUCUUAAAAAAUCGAUGUCAAGCAUACCCGCGAUUACAUGAUUUUAUGACCGUCGCAGACAUAUUAAUCAGAUCAGAUUGUCAUUUAGUAAAUGGUUGUAGAAAAAUUGUGGAUAAUUUAGAUGAUACAAUAGAAGAAGCAGACUUUAUAGUUGUUGGUGGAGGAGUUGGUGGUUCUGUGGUAGCUAGUCGUUUAUCAGAAAAUCCAGAAUGGACAGUUGUUUUAUUAGAAGCCGGACCAGAACAACCAACAGCCAUCGAUAUUCCCGCAUUAGUAUUUUCUGCUCUAGGUACUAAGUACGAUUGGCAAUAUGUAACAGAGCCACAAAAAAACGCUUGUUUAAUUACCAAAGGUGUAUGUGCUUGGCCUAGAGGAAAACUUUUAGGUGGGACAGGUGCUCUCUCAGGUUCGAUGUACUCAAGAGGACAUCGCCAAAUCUAUGAUAAUUGGUUAAAAGCAGGAAAUAGAAAAUGGGGAUUUGAAGAUGUAUUACCAUUUUUUAUGAUGUCCGAAAAUAAUCUAAACUUUAGACAGGAUAAAUACUUAAAAUAUCAUGGACAAAACGGUCCGUUACCUGUAAUGCAUCCUACAUUUAUGAAUCCUGUGACAGAAAUAAUACUUGAAGCUGGUGAAGAAUUGGGUUACUCACGAAUAGACAUGAGUGAUCCAGAAGCUUUUGGAUUUUCUUUCGCUCAAAUUAUGAUGAAAAAUAAUACAAGAGUAACCAUACCCACAGCAUUUCUAAGACCUCACCUAAACCGUAAAAACUUAAAAAUUAAAAUUAACAGAUUCGUGACUAAACUUUUAAUCAAUCCAGUUAAUAAAACAGUUUAUGGUGUUGAAUAUAUUGACAAAACUAACAAAACACACAAAUUGAUUGCCAAGAAAGAAGUUAUUCUAUCCGCAGGAGUAAUAGGUUCUCCGCAUUUAUUAAUGUUAUCGGGAAUUGGUCCAAAAUAUGAUCUAGAAUAUUUAGGAAUACCCGUAGUUGAAAACCUUAAAGUUGGGUACCACCUUCAACAUCAUGUUUCUGUAGCUUUAAAUAUAAAAAUGAAUAUGACAAACAACCUUUUAUUUACAUAUGAAUCUAUUAUUGAGUAUUUAAAUCAUAGAACUGGUCCAAUAUCACAAACUGGUGCCUUACAAGCAUCGGCAUUUUUGAGAUCUGAUCAGUCAAAUGCCAAUCAACCCCCUGAUAUACAGUUAUUUUUUGAUGGUUAUUCACCUAACUGCGAAAAUGCACAAGUGCAUUAUGGUUGCUCAAAACCUAUUGGCAUUGAGAAUUUUGACAUUAGAGUGGUUAAUAUACUACCACGUAGUACAGGCUCUAUAAAACUUGUUAGUUCAAAUCCAUUUGUCAGACCUUUAAUCAAUCCCAAUUAUUUAGCAUUUGAUACUGAUUUUAAAGUAUUACUUUCGGGUAUAAAACUAAUUAAAAAAAUCAUAAAUACUGAAGCUAUGCAAAAAUUAGGAGCUAAAUUGGAUGAAACGCCGGUAAAAGAAUGUAUGAACUUCAAUUUUGAUACUGAAGAGUACUGGAGAUGUUAUAUUAAGUACUAUACGAGUGGUGAAAAUCAUCACUCAGGCACGUGUAAAAUGGGACCACCUUCAGAUUGUAAUGCUGUAGUUGACGAUGAAUUGAGAAUUCAUAAAAUUAAAGGAAUUCGUGUAGCUGAUGCAUCAAUUAAGCCAAUUCAACCGAACUGCAACCCAAUAGCUCCUACAAUCAUGAUCGCUGAAAGAGCUGCACAUUUUAUCAAGAAUACUUGGAAGAUAAAUUCAUGAUACAUUAAAAAAAAAAAAUCUGUGUAAUUAUACAUAAAUAAACUGUCAAUAUUGAUAGAUAUAAAAUAUCA
Molecule: messenger RNA, 2203 nt
Organism: Daktulosphaira vitifoliae (grape phylloxera)
Lineage: Eukaryota; Metazoa; Arthropoda; Insecta; Hemiptera; Phylloxeridae
Product: glucose dehydrogenase [FAD, quinone]-like
Exons: 4
Coding region: 210-2132 (640 amino acids)
Molecular function (GO): oxidoreductase activity, acting on CH-OH group of donors; flavin adenine dinucleotide binding
Source: RefSeq, a predicted model, not a curated record